This is a messenger RNA of Punica granatum (pomegranate), 711 nucleotides long. The record is from RefSeq and is a predicted model, not a curated record. NCBI's taxonomy places the organism in Eukaryota, Viridiplantae, Streptophyta, Magnoliopsida, Myrtales, Lythraceae.
AUGACGGAAGAAGAUCGAGUUGACAUCUCCGAGGAAGUCAACCCACCGGCUCCGACUCUUUCUCAACCACCUCUAACACACGCUCCGCCGCCUCUGACCCCUGCGGGCAUACUCCCGGCAUACUCAGGCGCCCCUCCGGCAUAUCUCCCGCCCUUGACGUCUUCAAGAGCGCUCCAUGCACAGACCUCACAGACGCCCUCUGCCUCCGAGGACCAAGCCCGCAUCGCCGCACUCGAAGGCACGGUCAAUCAAUUGGCCACAAGCAUGGCCGCCAACAUGGCGGAGCUGUUUGCCCUACUCAAGGGAUCUAACCGAGCCUCUUCGAGCUCCACGCCUCCACCAGGACCGCUGCCGACGGCCGAUCCAACCCCGUGGGCUCCACCAACCCAAGCCCCAGAGAACAUUGAGGCUCCCGCACUGCCAACGCUGCACGCAUCCACGGUCCACCCCUUCACCGGCCAAUUUCCACCGCCGUCGGCCCCCACGGCCAUCCCUCUUCCACCGGCGACCUUCCUAUCCUCGGAGCACGUCCUGUCCGCGCCUCCGCUCGUUUCCAUACCGGCCCUAGCUAUGGCCUACACAGUACCUCCGCCGAUAGUUUUCUCGGCGUCCAGUGCACCUGCUCCGACUCAUCUUCAAGCCACGGAGCUUCCUCCCUAUCCGUCUCUACAGCUCACGCAGGCCUCUCCUACUAGGCACCGCCCCCUAUAA